AUGUCGACUUCAUUAUCACCUUCAUCUCAAAAACAAUCACGUGAUAGAAUUCUGAAUACUUUUCAUGAAAUAACAGGAUUUAAUAUUGAAGAUUGUAUUCAUUUUCUUCAUCAAUAUAAUUGGAAACUUCAGGAUGUUGUAGAUGCUUAUUAUAAUAACAAAGAAUUUAAAGGAAAAUUUACUCAAAAUUCAACUGCAAAAAGUGCCAAUAAUGGACAUCAUCAUCAAGCAUCUGUCACUAAUCCAAAUUUGGGUAAUGCCUAUGCGAAAAAUAAUAAAAAAAUACAACAGAAUGAAGAUGACGAUUAUUAUUAUGCUGUAAUUUUACAGCAAUACGGUGAUGCAGAUGAAUCAGCAAGAACACAUUUGAAAACAGGAUCUCAUCAUCAACAACGAAACAAUUCACAACAAAAACUAAAACAAAAUGAUAAAAAUUUUAUCUAUCAUGAAAAACAAGAAUUUCUUCGAUGUGGUAUUCAUUCAUUAAAUAAUCUAUUUCAAAUUCCACAUUUAUUUACUCAUAAACAUCUUGAUAGUAUUGUUCAAGAAUUUGAUAAAAAACGUGUAAAUAAUGAUUAUGGAACAUUAUGGAUAGGUGAUUAUGAUCUACGUGUAUUAAUUGAAGCUAUUAAUCGAUGUGGAUAUCAAGUUCAACAAAUAAAUUUUUAUAAUGGUGAAUCACUUUCUAAUCGUCCAUGGGAUUCAUAUUUUGGUUUAUUAAUUAAUAUAAAUGGUGCACAUUGGUUAACAAUCAAAAAUGUUAAUGGAAUUUAUUAUAAUCUUGAUUCAACAUUUUCAAAACCAAAACAAAUUGGUCAAAAAAAAGAUUUAGUUGACUAUUUAAUUCGUUUUAUUCAGAAAUUUCAAAAUGUAUAUAUUUUUACUGUAUUAAAAUAA
Adineta steineri is the source of this 897-nucleotide messenger RNA. The record is from the annotation of a GenBank genome assembly. NCBI's taxonomy places the organism in Eukaryota, Metazoa, Rotifera, Eurotatoria, Adinetida, Adinetidae.